AUGAAUCUAAUCGAGUAUCUGCUGGGUCUGCUGGCCUGCAGCUGUCUGCGGACAGGUCAGGCGUGGGCCAGCCGCUUGGAGGCGGAACAGUCCCGCACAGCUGGGCCUUUACUCUACUUGCUGGCCUAUCCGGCGGCCCUGCAACAGCUCGGUGGUGGUGCACUGCCCGGGAUCCCCAUUAGGAGGCCUCAAGACGAGACGCCCCUCAGCAGCCCCAACACCCAAGCCUCGCCUCUGGCCGACGAAGUGCCGAGCACGCAGAACAAUCUGAUACGCGAGCAGUUUCUGCAGGGAAUUCUGCAGGGCCUUCAGCAGUCGGCCGGCGGUGCUGGCGGACCCACCGUUUCCCCCGCUCUGCUAGCAGACUUUCUCUCCCAAGCCAGCAUCACCAGCACGAGCACCACUCGACUGCCGGCGAUUGAAAAAGAUGCCAACGAGGCGGAGAGCGAUGAGAACAUUGACUACAUAGACUUCAAGAAUGGUUCCCGCAUCAAGUACGAACUGGACGGAGAGCAAAAGCCGGUGAAUAAGAUUCUCCAGCAGACCACACGGCGUCCAGCAAUGGCUCGUCCCCGUCCCCAUCCACAGCGCCAGCCACAGCCACAGCCCUACCUCUACUAUCGACCCUACACCUCGUAUUACUACCGAGGGGGCUGA
Messenger RNA from Drosophila obscura, 657 nucleotides. RefSeq lists its product as uncharacterized. Bases 1 to 657 code for a protein of 218 amino acids. The transcript has a single exon. The record is from RefSeq and is a predicted model, not a curated record. Lineage: Eukaryota; Metazoa; Arthropoda; Insecta; Diptera; Drosophilidae.